Molecule: messenger RNA, 2090 nt
Organism: Oryzias latipes (Japanese medaka)
Lineage: Eukaryota; Metazoa; Chordata; Actinopteri; Beloniformes; Adrianichthyidae
Gene: harbi1
Product: harbinger transposase derived 1
Source: RefSeq, a predicted model, not a curated record
CGUCGGCUCUUUCGUCAUAAUAUCACCUAGCAGCAAAAUACAUUUAAGCACAACAAAGAAACAUUAAUGCUGUUUUAAAAAAAGAAAAACGUAUAAUUAAAAAUUUUCGAGUAAAAAUUCAGUUUUUUAAUAUAAUAACAAUAAAAUAAUUCAAAAAAUAAAAAGAAAUCGUUUCGAAUGUGCGGCCGCGGAACCUCGGAUUAAAUUGAGCUGUUUCCAGGUUUUUGUUUUGAUGGGAAAAUGUGUUAGCAUUCAGAACAUAAAGCAUCAUGGCCAUCUCCAUCGCUGUUCUGGACUGUGACCUUCUCCUCCACGGUCGAGGUCACAAAACGCUGGACCGCUUUGACCUGGAUUCGGUCUCGGACAGUUUCCUCCUCACGCAUUUUAGCUUCCCGAGAGACUUCAUCCUGUAUCUGGUGGAGCUGCUCAGAGAGGCUCUCGGGAGACGAACGCAGAGGUCCAGAGCCAUCAGUCCUGAGGUGCAGGUCUUGGCUGCGCUUGGCUUCUACACGUCUGGCUCUUUCCAGACCUCCAUGGGGGACAUCAUAGGAAUCAGCCAGGCGUCCAUGUCCAGAUGUGUUUCCAACGUGACCAAAGCCUUGGUGGAGAAAGCCCCGCAGUUCAUCACCUUCGAUCGAGAGCCGUCCAGCAGAGAACAGUCCCUCCAGGAGUUUCAGAGGGUUGCAGGAAUUCCAGGUGUUCUCGGGGUGCUGGACUGCGUUCAGGUGGCCAUCAAAGCUCCAAACAGCGAGGACUCCUCAUACGUCAACAAGAAGGGAUUUCACUCUGUGGCUUGUCAGCUGGUCUGCGACGCCCGAGGUUUGCUGCUAAGCGCAGAAACGCACUGGCCCGGCGGACUCCACGACACCGAGGUUCUGGAAAGAUCCGCUCUCUACAAGCAGCUGCAGGACAGCGAGGAGGGCUGGCUCCUGGGCGACGGCCGCUACCCUCUAAGGAAAUGGUUAAUGACUCCGGUGGAGGCCCCCGAGUCCCCCGCAGAGUGUCGCUAUAACCUGGCUCACACAGCCACCCAUGAGAUCGUGGACAGAACCUUCAGAGCCAUCCAGACCCGAUUCAGAUGUUUGGAUGGCACUAAAGGAUAUCUGCAGUACUCCCCGGAGAGGAGCUCGUCCAUCCUGCUGGCGUGCUGCGUCCUCCACAACGUCUCCCUGCAGUCCGGACUGGACGCCUGGACCCUGGAGCGGACCGAGCCCCUGGAGGAGCACAGGGACCCCAAGCAGAGGCCGGCGGACGACGAGGCGGAGGAGCUCCGCAAGCAGCUCAUCCUCAAACACUUCAGCUGACCCCAAGACGCGCACAAAAGAGUCGGACAGCCGCUUUGCUGAUGCAGGUUUUUUUAAUAUUUUGCUUGUUUCUACUCUACUGGCUAUACUAAGAUAAAAUACUGGAAUAUGGAGGAACAUGCAGGACACUAUACAACAACAACAAUCCAAACCACAGAGCUCCCGGGGUGCAGCCGCUGCUGUCUCUUCUCCACCCACACACGGUCCACAGGUGAAAAUCUUUAUGUCACAAUACAAAAACAAGGCCCUUAUAUACAAGAAGUCCACAUGAAGCGGUCGACAUUUAUGUACACGGGUGCAGAAAGACAACAAACGGGACUUUUGAGGAAGAAAAGUGGAAAACCUCUUUGAGUUUGUGUUUUAUUUUGAAAGAGUAUCAGAAAUUCUACUUCCUUUUUGCUUCUGGAGGAGAUUUUUUGGUUUGGGCUAGUGGUCAAAAUGUUCCAUCAGAGUAGUAGUAGUGGUGUUUAACGGCUGCUUUCACUCAUCAGUAUUUACAAACUUUCUACAAACACGGAAUGAAUAAAUAAAACACACACUGCUGUCACACCAACACAAUGAAGAGCAGUGCUUUUUUCAUCCUCCACAAACUCUUCUUUUUUUUAAUUAACAUUUUGUCAUUUAUUUUGUGAUAAAUUGACGCUUUUUUUGGACCAAAAAUGUAGACGUUUGAAAGCAAAAAGUGAAAAAAGAUCAUGUUAACAUGUAAAACGGAACACUUGAAAUGUCCAAAAAAAGAAAAAGCUCUUUUUUUGAUGCUCUAAAUAUAUUAAAAGUUGUAUUUUU